UGGGGGUCUACCACAUCGGGGUAGCCAGCUGCUUGCAGGAACAUGCCCCCUUCCUCGUCGCCAACGCCAGGAAGGUCUACGGCGCCUCAGCCGGGGCGCUCACCGCCACCGCCCUCGUCAGCGGCGCCUGCCUCGGUGAGGCUGGUGCCAGCAUUAUUCGAGUGUCAAAAGAAGCCCGGAAGAGGUUCUUGGGCCCGCUCCACCCAUCUUUCAACUUGGUGAAGACCAUUCGAAUCUGCCUGUCCAAGACUGUGCCAGAGAAUGGGCAUGAGGUUGCAGCGGGGCGUUUGGGUAUUUCCCUGACACGGGUCUCUGAUGGAGAAAACGUGAUACUGUCAGACUUCAAUUCCAAGGAGGAGCUGAUCCAGGCCUGUGUCUGCAGCACCUUUAUCCCUGUCUACUGUGGGCUGAUACCUCCAACUCUGCGUGGAGUGAGAUACGUUGAUGGCGGGAUUUCUGACAACUUGCCACGGUAUGAACUGAAGAACACAAUCACGGUGUCUCCAUUCUCAGGAGAGAGUGACAUCUGUCCACGGGACAGUUCCACAAACAUGCAUGAGCUGAGGGUCACCAAUACAAGCAUCCAGUUCAACCUUCGCAACCUCUACCGCCUCUCAAAGGCCCUGUUUCCUCCAGAGCCACAGGUGCUGCGGGAUAUGUGCAAGCAGGGCUAUCGGGAUGCGCUGCACUUCCUGAAGAGGAAUGGUCUCCUUCAUCGUCCAAGUCCUGCCCGCCCUCUCCUUGCCAUAGAAGCCCCCCCAGAAGAGAAAAAAGAGGAAGAAACAGAAGCUGAGGACCAACUAGAGGACAAUGCUGCCCUUGCUGUUGUUGAAGAGCACAUCUUUGAACACUUGCCUCCUAGACUGAACCAAGCUCUUCUGGAGGCUUGUGCAGAAAGAAGAGGUUUCUUGACUGGUAUCACCAACAUGCUGCCUAUACGUGUGGCCACGGCGAUGAUGGUCCCCUAUAUGCUGCCUCUGGAGUCUGCAGUUUCCUUCACUGUCAGGCUGCUGGAAUGGCUCCCAGAUAUCCCUGAGGAUAUUAGAUGGAUGAGGGAGCAGGUGACUGAAAUCUGCAACUACCUUGUGAAGAAAGCCAAGAAGAAACUGGGCAGCCAUCUUUCAGCCAGGCUCUACUAUCACCUGGAGCUUGGAGGGCCCCAGAGCCUGCCAAUUUCUUCCGCACCAGCUUGUGGUGAAGCGCUGCCUAUGUGGAUGAGAAGCAAUCGUUCCCUGUCUGAUGUCAUGAUGAAGUGGGAGGAGUACCAGCGCCAGCUUAUGCUGGGCUUACUCUGCAUCAACGUGGACAUGCAGGCCUCUCUCUUUCCUCGGGAAGGGUUUCAGAUAAAGCUUCCACCUUUGGACUGUGCAAAAGAGUGCCUGCCACUCUUCUGAGGCCACUGUCAUGAGCAGAUGAGGGUGGGUGGGAAGGGGAGCAGAUGUAGGGCGGGACCAGUCUCAUCCCUCAGCAGCAGAGCUGCCCUGUCCUCAUGAAUAUGCUGCAAAGGGGGUUUCCCCAGGAUGGAGACUGGUGGAAUUGACUGUAGCCAUUCGUUACCCACUGGCCCAGGCGAGGGAUCUCUGUGUCCGAAGGGGGCUGAUACCUUGCUCUAGGCUUGUUGAGGCCUGGCCGUUGCGCAUGGCCAAGCUGAUGCUGACCCAGCUGGGCUCUUCCAAAUAAUGCACUUUGACUUGCCGUUGGCUUUUACCACCAAAUAAUCGGGACGUAGAUGACGCUCUCAAGUUCAUACAGCUGUUAGCUUCCUUUGUUUUUUAGAGCACGAGUCUUGUGUUUUUCUUAACUCAUCUGCCAUCCCUUAGCUCUUUGUGCUACUGAAAGAUGGAGUAGCCUCUUGCCAA
Eurypyga helias (sunbittern) is the source of this 1859-nucleotide messenger RNA. RefSeq names its product patatin-like phospholipase domain containing 2 (gene PNPLA2). Gene Ontology annotation, cellular component: cytoplasm; lipid droplet; membrane. The record is from RefSeq and is a predicted model, not a curated record. Lineage: Eukaryota; Metazoa; Chordata; Aves; Eurypygiformes; Eurypygidae. The transcript is spliced from 9 exons. Gene Ontology annotation, biological process: lipid homeostasis; triglyceride catabolic process. Bases 552 to 1394 code for a protein of 280 amino acids. Gene Ontology annotation, molecular function: triacylglycerol lipase activity.